UCUAUGGAUUUAACAAUUGAAGGUUAUUGUUAGUGUUUUUGUUCUGGAUCCUGGCUGGAUAAUGCGAAUAUUUUAACAAAACAAGCCUUUUCCAACGAAUUUGCUACAUUUUUGAGGAAACAGACGUCCUAAUUGUGAUGGAAAAUGAAUUUGAGCAGUAUUCUGUUAAGGAAGAAAUACAGGAAAUUAAUGAUGGCUUACAAGACGAAAAGAAAUUCACAUCAGAUAGUUUGGAAAAAACGAACCAGAGUGAUGAAAAGUUCAGUUUGCAACAAACCAACACAAUCAUCGAAAGCGAAUUGAAUCAAGGUAAUUACUAUGGUGCAGAAAACGAUAAGGAGAAAUCAUCCAUAUCGAUCGAUCACUGUUACGCGAGACCUUGGAACUGGAAGGCGGAAUCCAGUUUCCUCAGACCUACCAAAACCCUUUUCAUCCCGAAGAAUACUUCUAAAAUCAAUUUUCCUGGUCAGUUGAUCCCGCCUCAAGACAAUGAAGAAUUGAUUGAUAUAGAGACGGUUGAAAAUCAGCCGACACCUAUUUAUGACGUGAAUAAAGCUAACCAACUGAUGGAAGAAUGCGAGAAACAUGUUAAAUGUUUUAAGAAUGAUGAGGGAAAUAACCACUGGGAGGACGCUAUACUAAAUAACAAUUGGACACCUACUCAAAUAAGACUGUUCAAUGGUGUUAUAAGUAUUUUGAACAAUCACCAGUUGGCAAAAUUGGCUUCUAAAGGUUUGGAUUAUGAGGCGAUCUGCAGAAGAACGGCUAUAGAUAAAUCAGUUCAACGGCUGAGACGUUUGAUGGCUACAAUAUUCUGGGAUCAAAAAUUAACGCAAUGGUUGCAUCAGUUGCUGGUCGAUAAUUUAAGUACAGAAUACUUGGGAAUUUAUCUGGAUAUUUUACAGACGCUAAAAGGGAAAUUACCUUCGUUUGUGGAUAAAAUGAUAAGUACUCAAGCCAGUCAUCGUGCUGGAGUUAUGUCGACGGAAAACCUGCAACCUAUUUUAAAAAGACCGUGGGAUCCCGUCAUGGGUAGUUUGAUGCAAGACAAACCCAAGAAAUUACCUGGAAACCCCGUUAUCGUUGUUGUUCCAUCGUCGCCAGUCGCUUCUAAUCGCUACAUGAAGUGGAUCAAUCUCUUAUCGAAUUUAGCAACAGUCGUCAACGUUCCGUUCAAUUUGGGAACCCCGGGACAGAGGUUAACGACGACGCACUGCGCCGAUCAGAUGUUCGCUUCGAUCAGAGGACAGGUCCAGGAGAUCAAGAACCAGCAUCCCAACAAGAACAUCGUGUUGGUAGGUUUCAACGCCGGGGCGGCCAUGGCGUUGCAGGUGGCCCAGGUGGAAACGGUGCUGGCCGUGAUAUGUCUGGGAUUUUCGCUGUUGACGGCCGAGGGGAAGCGGGGGGAACCCGAAGACACGCUGUUGGAGUUGCAGACGCCCGUUUUGUUCGUUAUCGGCCAAGGCUCCACAACCUCGUCUCAGGAGGACAUGGAGGAUUUGAGGGAAAGGAUGCGAGUGGAAACCGGUCUCGUGGUGGUAGGUUCGGCCGAUAACUUCUUGAGGAUAAGCAAGAAAAAAAAGAGAACCGAAGGGAUAACACAGAGCGUCGUGGAUAGAUGUAUUGUGGAUGAAAUCGGCGAGUUCAUAAGCGGCCUGAUACUGUCGCCCUUCCCGCCCCAGAUAAGACAGUCCCCGGUCCACGUGCCCGACGAGCCGACGGCGACCGCCAAAAAGGCCAAGAUCGAGAGGAAGCGGUACAAUUCGAACGCCAGCUCCCUGGACAGCGAGGAUCAGACGUCCCCGAUGCCGCCCAGGAUAGCCAGACCCGUGGGAAGACCGCCCGGUUCGAAGAGCAAGUCGAAGCUGGAGGUCAAGUGGGCCGCGCAGGUCGCUCAAGGUACUGAACCUCCGACGCCCGCGAACAACAAUACGACCACCCCCGUAAACGUCCCUACCAGUCCUUCCCCCAGUAGCACUCCCCCACACACGCCCCUCACCUUAGACUCCUCGUCCAGCGAUAGUUUUCUCGACAAACAACAACAACAGACCGUCGAUAGGUCGUCGGUCUCUAACCUUCCAACCGCAAAGAUCAAAACGCUCCUUCCUAACGUCCAUCCUCCCGAUCCACCCCGACAGUUCGUCAGGAAGGUCAGAACUUUGAAACCGGUCGCCGCGACCGGUUCUUCUUCUUCUUCCUCGUCUUCUUCUUCUACCGGCAACAUCGUCACGAUUUCGACCAGUAGGGGCUCUUCGAUCAAGGCGCAACAUCACACGCCCGUCUCAGCCAAAAUGCAAGCGUACGGUAUGGCCAGACACAAUAUCGUAUCCGGAUCGAGGCUUUCCACCUUGCUGAGGGGCGGCAUAAAAACCAUACCGCCGACACAACCAAAGACGUCUUCACCUGCCAUCAAAAGUCCCCCCAAUUACUCAGUAUUGGAGAAUGUGACUUUCGCCCCAGGAGCCUCCAAGAUCAUGUCGAAUGCCAUCGGCAAGACGGUCACCGUCUUGAACUCCAGCGGCGGCGUCAAGCACUCUGGGGCUAACGUAAUCCUGAUGCCCGACGGAAAGAUCAAGACCAUCACCUCGGGAAACAUAAUCAAAGGUACCAGUUACAUAACGUCGAAAAAACAACUACUCGGGAAUAAACCCCCAAAACCGGUGAGGAGAUUCACCCCCUUCAAACAGUCCGCGUCUACCUCAUCGAGCAGUCUACCGCCGCCCACCAACCUGACGACCCAAGACAUCAUGGACCUUCCCAUCAUUUUCGCGGACGAUAACCAGGUGUUGGAAGGUCCUUUACAGGAGAUAUCCCCACCGCCCCCGCCGCCCCCGGUUCAACAAACCCCUCCGACCAUCGCGCCGCCCCCCAAGAUCAUAUCGUCCGGCAGUAAGUUCGUCCUGGUGAACAAACCGAUGAGCGCGAACCAGUCCAACACGCACUUCGUGAUCUCGCAGAACUCCUCCAAGAAACCCACCACGAUCUACCGACAGACGCCCAAGUAUACCAAGAUAAUCCUGUCGAAACGGGCCCCGACCGAUGAGAUGAAAUCGUCGAACAUCAUAACGCGGAUAGCGAAUCUGUCGCCGGAGAUAUCGGUGAAGAAGGUUAGUAGUAGCCCUAUGGCGUCAUCGAGUUCUAUGGGCAACAUUGACAACAUCGACCUUGAAAACGAACUGGUGGCGACGUCUAUACCGAAACCGAUGUUCAUGUCGUCUUUUUCUCACGUCGUGAACAAACAAGGUGAGGGGUAUAUAAGGACGAUUGAGAAGAUAAGGGAGGGUAACAUGAGGAGGACCUUCCCAACGAUCACCAACGAUGAUGAUGAUGAUUCUGAUCCGGAUUACGUACCGCCAAAGAUGGUCAAGUUGAACUGAGAAAUAAAAUAUUUAAUUUAAUGAUAUUUGUUAUAUUGUGAAGAAAAAUGUAGAUAAGGAAAUAAAAUUUUUGUAUCGUUGAAAAAUAAAUGAUAUUGUUGGAA
Messenger RNA from Coccinella septempunctata (seven-spotted ladybird), 3481 nucleotides. RefSeq names its product KAT8 regulatory NSL complex subunit 3 (gene Rcd1). Gene Ontology annotation, cellular component: NSL complex. Lineage: Eukaryota; Metazoa; Arthropoda; Insecta; Coleoptera; Coccinellidae. The record is from RefSeq and is a predicted model, not a curated record. Bases 138 to 3377 code for a protein of 1079 amino acids. Gene Ontology annotation, biological process: positive regulation of transcription by RNA polymerase II. The transcript is spliced from 11 exons.